CGGCAGGCGUCUGCUAUGACAGUCGAGUCAGCGGCGUCCGACGCGGUGAUCAGCAGGCCACGCAAUGUCUUCGUUGUCCAAAGCUCAGCUGGAUGCAACAGCUGUAGAAAAUUUUCGCGAAUACCUACGAAUACCCUCGGUUCAGCCAAAUAUCAAUUACGAUGAUUGUAUUGCAUUUUUACAAAAACAAGCCAAAUCCCUUGAUUUACCUAUCAAGGUAUACCAGGUUCAUCCAGGAAAACCAAUCGUGGUUCUCACAUGGAUAGGUACACAGCCGUCAGAGCCUGCUAUUCUUUUGAAUAGUCACAUGGAUGUUGUGCCUGUUUUUGAAGAUAUGUGGACCUAUCCACCCUUUGGUGCCCAGAUGGACGAGCAAGGGAACAUUUAUGCUCGUGGUAGUCAGGAUAUGAAAUGCGUUGGGAUACAAUAUUUAGAAGCGAUUCGCCGGUUUAAAUCAACCGGGCAACGUUUUAAAAGAACGAUUCACGUUUCCUUUGUGCCGGACGAAGAGAUUGGCGGAGCACUUGGCAUGAAAAUAUUCGUUCACACCAAGGACUUCCAGGCUUUAAAUAUCGGUUUCGCGUUGGACGAGGGUGUAGCUUGUCCUGAAGAACAAUUUUACUUGUUCUAUGCCGAAAGAUCCAUUUGGCAUGUAGCAGUGGAGUGUCAAGGCACUCCUGGCCAUGGAUCCCUUCUGAUGGACAACUCAGCUGGAGAGAAGAUAAGAACCGUCAUUGAUCGUUUCAUGGACUUCAGAGCCAAAGAGAAAGAGAAAUUGAAAAAUCCUGAGCUUCAGCUUGGUGACGUCACGUCUGUUAAUUUAACACAACUGCGGGGUGGUGUGCAAACCAACGUGGUGCCCCCGUCGUUGACAGCGAUCUUCGACAUCCGACUUGAUCCUUCUAAAGAUCAUGAAGAAUUUGAAGCUAUGAUAAAGAAGUGGUGCGAGGAAGCCGGAACUGAUGUCACUUACACGUUCGAACAGAAAAAUCCUAAGAUAGAGAGUACACGACUGGAUGAUUCGAAUCCUUAUUGGAUAGCUUUUAAAAAAGUAUGCGACAAUCUGGGAAUAAAUCUGCAAAUAGGAGUCUUUCCGGGCGGGACGGAUAGCCGAUACGUGCGAUACGUUGGAAUUCCUGCUAUUGGUUUUUCACCAAUGAACAAAACGAAAAUACUUCUCCAUGAUCACGAUGAAUAUCUGAACAAAGAUAUAUUUUUAAAGGGUAUUGAAAUAUACCUGAAACUAAUCCCGGCAGUAGCCAAUGUCUAAACAGCUCUUCAGACGAUUAUGCAUCACGUAGAAGUCUCAUUAACGAACCAAAGACAGUAAGGUUAAUAAUAAGCAGAAAAUAAUGAAGAUACAGGCUUUUAGCAGAGGGUAGAAAAAUAAUGCAAUUAAGCUUUAUACUGGAUAAGCGAAACAUAGUGCAAUAACCCAUAAAAUGUUAUGUAAGAUUCAAAUUUUAAAAUUGUUAAAAGAUAUAUUCUAAGAAUAUAUCAAAAUUAGUAAAUUUGUUAAAUAGGGUCUGUUCAAGAAUGAUAUAUAGCAGAAAUGAUCUAAUGUGAAGAUAAAAUGGGAUCUAACAAGUCAAUUAAUGAAAUAUCCUUGCAUGUUGCGAGUAUUUCGAGUAGAACAGAGUAUUUCAUCGAAAGGACCAACUAAACGCAUUUAAAUAAGGUACUGAAAGACAUUAUUAAUUCAUAUAUUUAUGAUAUCUAAAAUGCACGAUCAGUAAUCAGAUGAGUAGCAAAAUAAUCACAAGUGUUCAAAUACAAUGCCAAAUCGUGGAAUUUUGUAAAAAUAUCUUGUAUGUUUAUAUAUAUUUGUUGAAAAAGUCAUAUAUUUUAUGAAAAGGUACAGC
Osmia lignaria (orchard mason bee) is the source of this 1862-nucleotide messenger RNA. RefSeq names its product aminoacylase-1. Gene Ontology annotation, biological process: amino acid metabolic process. Gene Ontology annotation, molecular function: aminoacylase activity. The record is from RefSeq and is a predicted model, not a curated record. Gene Ontology annotation, cellular component: cytoplasm. Lineage: Eukaryota; Metazoa; Arthropoda; Insecta; Hymenoptera; Megachilidae.